AUGGGAUCACCAAAAUUUAAUAUUGGCAAACAAUUAUUGUCACCUUCACCUCCUUCAAGUCCAAUACGACAGAAUAUUAAACCAUGGAAGAAAUUAUUAUAUUUGCAACAAUCGUAUCCCGAUAAUUAUACAGAUAAAUCAUUUUUAUCUCAAUUGAAAAGAAAUACAACAGUUGCAAAAUAUUCUUAUUUAAAAUUAAUUGAUGAUUUUUCAUUAAUUGUAUUUUAUAUAACUAAUAUAUUACUUGUUAUAUUAAUGUUUAUUGGUAUUUAUGUACAUGAAUGGGAUCCAACAUUAUCUAUAAUAAUAACAAGUUUAAUAUCAACUAUUAUACUAUUUAUAUUUCAAACAAGUAUUAAUCUUAAAUCAUUCAUAUUAAUUACAUUUAUAUUAUUAAUUUGUUCACCUAUUCUUAAAUCUUUGACUAAAUCUACAUCAUCAGACUCAAUUUGGGCGAUUUCGUUCAUUUUAUCAAUUUCAAAUACGAUAUUUCAUGAGUAUACAAAUGAAAAAAAUGAUUAUAAACCAAUUACAUCUACUAAUAUAUCAUUAUCGAAUGCAAUUGUCCUAGCAUCUAGAUUAAAUUCAACAUUACAAGUAUUUUUGUUCAUACUAUAUUCAAUUCAAGUUAAUAUACUACUACCAUUAUUUGAUUAUAAAUUGAGAGUUUCACAGUAUAAAAAACUCCAUUAUAUUUUAUUCCUGGUGCUAAUUACAAUUACAAGUUAUCUUAUUUAUAAUUUACUCAAUUAUAUGUUCCUAAUAUAUUGGUUAAUAUCAAUAGUUACUAUACUACUCAUUAUACCAUAUUAUUUCUUAUCAUUGCAAAGAUAUAAGAAUGAAUUACAAGGACCAUGGGAUAUAGCUAAACCUAAACUAUUAAGUAAAGAAAUGUAA
Molecule: messenger RNA, 897 nt
Organism: Insectozyma verbasci
Lineage: Eukaryota; Fungi; Ascomycota; Pichiomycetes; Serinales; Debaryomycetaceae
Source: the annotation of a GenBank genome assembly